Molecule: messenger RNA, 2151 nt
Organism: Ochlerotatus camptorhynchus
Lineage: Eukaryota; Metazoa; Arthropoda; Insecta; Diptera; Culicidae
Product: synembryn-like
Exons: 3
Coding region: 138-1751 (537 amino acids)
Biological process (GO): G protein-coupled receptor signaling pathway
Cellular component (GO): cytoplasm
Molecular function (GO): guanyl-nucleotide exchange factor activity; G-protein alpha-subunit binding
Source: RefSeq, a predicted model, not a curated record
UAGCGCGUAGGGCGCGUAGUGAAAAAAAUUCCAAAUUUUGGCAAGAAAUCACCCAAAUUUAAUCUAAUUAAUUAAUUUGGAGUCGAGUAGAAGUUAAGUGAAAGAAGUUACACGGAAGUGGAUACAAAUAUUCAAUUAUGGAUGCGGCAACGUUGAAUCGAUUACUCACCGGAGAUUACGCGCAACUUGGGGCGGGUCUGGACCAGUUCAACAAACAGCACCAGCAGAUUUUCAACUUCUCGCACCUGACGACCUCGGGCCAGUGGGUGCUGCUGUGGAACAGGUUGUUCGAAUACUUGGCCGACGCGGAUAUGCCCGAGCACCGGGAGGACUGUCUGGUGGCGAUCAAGCUGCUCAGUCGCGACAAGACCUACCUGAACGAGACGGUCCGGGAGCAGCAGCUGGCUUGUUUGCUCGGUUUGGCAGGGAUCGGUGGCGAAAGCUGCCAGUGCCGAGCGAGCGAAGAGGUCCAGGUGGAAGCGUUGAAGUGCUUGAGCAAUUUGAUUUUCCAGAGCAGCAAGUGCCAGGAGCUGUGUCUGAACAAUUCUUUCACCGAGGGCAUUAUGCGGAGGAUCAAAACUUACAAGGACGGAAAUGUUUGCUAUGAUAUUAGAUACUUUGAUAUGAAGUUGCUGUUCCUACUAACGGCAAUCAACUGUGAUAUUCGAGCGAAGGUUCGAGAGGAACUGCAUGGAUUGGUGUACCUGGUGGAAACGUUGGAUCUGUUCAUGGGACAGGCAGCCGAAGCGAAGGAGUUUAGCGACAAAGAUCUCGAGUUGAUUAAUGAAGUGCUGAAGGUUCUGUUCAAUUUAACCGUUCGCACACCCUUGAAUGCCGUUCCGGAGGAAGAAGAAGCCAAUCAAUUCCAUCGUUUAGCAGUAGUCGUUCACGAUCUAUUCUUCUAUCGCACCCUGAAUCGAGAUAAGAUCAUUUCUCUCCAAUCGAACAUUGUCAAUCUCCUAACCAGUGUUCCGGUCAGCUGUUAUAGCGAGCUUGUCUCACCGUUGAACCCGGAAGAUCUGGAUUCCAAAACCGUUGUGCCAUUCGAAGGAAAGAACGUGUAUGUCCUGCACGUGCUGGUGGAGUUUCUGAGACGGGUUUUCCAAAAAUCAGAAAAGAAGUCCGAUCAGUACGAACUGUUGUCGCCUAUUCUGACGGUCCUGAUCAAGACGAUUCGAGCGACGGCUCUGAACCGGCGUUACGUUCGAUCGGAAGUGCUUCCUCCUCUGAAGAACGUAAAAGAACGACCGGAAGUCGGCACGGAGCUACGCAACUACCUUUGCUCGCUGCUAACGAGCCCGAUCACUCAAAUUGCCGACUUGUCCGCGGAAUUGCUCUUCGUCCUGUGCAAGGAAAACGUCGGUCGGAUGAUCAAAUACACGGGCUAUGGCAAUGCGGCCGGUCUGUUUGCGAAUCGUGGUUUGCUGGGCGGCCGCCAGGGCAAUACGGAACAGUAUUCGUCCGAUUCCGAGGACAGCGAUACGGAAGAGUACAAACAGAUCCAGCAUGCCAUCAAUCCGGUGCUGGGCUGCUACGAACCACCGAAGCCGAACCCGCUGGAAGGCAUGUCCGAGGAGCAGAAGGAGUACGAAGCGAUGCAAUUGGUGGCACUGAUGGAUAAACUGCAGCGACAGGGCAUCGUUCAGCCGUGCAAGAUCGGCGAGGACGGGCGGCCGCAGCCGGUGGAUCAUAUCAUGGAACUGCAGGACGAGAUUCCCGAACAGCAGCGCGAUCAUAAGCGAAAAACCUAAAGCUUCCAAGAAAGGUAAGUAUCGUGGUUUCAGUAUUUAUUCGAGUCCUAGCUUCGAAUCGUAGCUGAGUGUAUUUAUGUGUUCUUCGCGUGGAAGUCGAACAAAGUUAUUCCAAAUAUUCUGCUACUACUGUUAGGGAAAUGUUUCUGUCUAUGGAAGUCUUACUCAAAGCUGGCAAAUCUAUACAUUAUUGUGUAACCGAAGAUGAAUAAUUCUAUCAGAGCUGCUGUUGUGUAGAUGUUGAACAACGUUUUUCCCACUUCUGAUGUGCGCAUUUUUAAUCAACUGAAAAAUUUCCGUUUCGAAACCAAUCGUGAUAAAUGUGUUUCCGUACAGUAGAGCAGUCAGUAUAGAGUUCAGUUUUAUUUAUUGUCUAUUGUUCUGAGCGGGGAAAAUAGAU